Molecule: messenger RNA, 2464 nt
Organism: Cyprinodon tularosa
Lineage: Eukaryota; Metazoa; Chordata; Actinopteri; Cyprinodontiformes; Cyprinodontidae
Product: frizzled-8-like
Exons: 1
Coding region: 230-1972 (580 amino acids)
Biological process (GO): canonical Wnt signaling pathway; non-canonical Wnt signaling pathway
Cellular component (GO): plasma membrane
Molecular function (GO): Wnt-protein binding; Wnt receptor activity
Source: RefSeq, a predicted model, not a curated record
UCAGCCACAGAGCAUGCAGAGACGCGCAGAGCACAGGCAGACAGUCAGAGUCCCCUGGUUGUUUGACAGUAACGGGUUUCCGUUUGGAUUCAUAUGGACUGAAGUGUCACUGACUUCCUCCUGGCGUUUAGCAUGAGUUUGAAAGAGUUUUUUGAUUAACUGGACUUUCUUGCUGAGCGCAAGUUUCCUGUCAGUUUUGUCCUGGAGUGUUUGCGCACAGAAGGCAGCGAUGGAGGCGCGCAUCCCGGCUUGGUGCGUCCUGAUUACUCUCAUCCUGUACUUAACGCGCUGCAAGGCGGCCAAGGAGCUCCAGUGCCAGGAGAUAUCGGUUCCUCUCUGCAAAGGGAUCGGCUACAACUUCACCUAUAUGCCAAACCAGUUCAACCACGACACCCAGGAUGAAGCCGGGCUGGAGGUUCACCAGUUCUGGCCGCUGGUGGAGAUAAAGUGCUCCCCGGACCUGCGCUUCUUCCUCUGCAGCAUGUACACACCGAUCUGCCUGGAGGAUUACAAGAAGCCGCUGCCGCCGUGCAGGAGCGUGUGUGAGCGAGCCAAGGCUGGGUGCGCGCCGCUCAUGAGCCAGUACGGCUUCCCGUGGCCGGACCGGAUGAGGUGCGACCUGCUGCCCGAGCAGGGGGACCAAAACACUCUGUGCAUGGACUAUAACAGGAGCCAGACCACCACCGCAUCUCCCGUCCUGGUCAAACCUACCAACCGGUCGCUGAAGCCAUAUAAUAAGAAAAAGAGCGGCUACGGCCGAGGUUUCCCCGGCAAACACAAACCCGCCGCGUCUCCCUGCGAGACGGGCUGCUUCUGCCGUGCGCCCAUGGUGCCACUCAGUGCGGAGGGCCACCCUAUGCGCAACCGCGUCAAGACGGGACAGAUCACCGACUGCGCCAUGCCUUGUCACAAUCCCUACUUCACCCAGGAGGAGAGGACUUUCACCGCCUUCUGGAUCGGCCUGUGGUCGGUCCUCUGCUUCAUUUCCACUUUUGCAACAGUUGCAACUUUCCUCAUAGACAUGGAGAGGUUCAAGUAUCCGGAGCGGCCCAUCAUCUUCCUCUCUGCCUGCUACAUGUUUGUGUCGGUAGGAUAUAUUGUCAGGCUGAUCGCCGGACAUGAGGAAGUUGCGUGCAACAGGGAAAACGGCGCAGAGCACAUCCACUAUGAGACGACGGGUCCUGCGCUCUGCACCAUCGUUUUCCUGCUCAUUUAUUUCUUCGGCAUGGCCAGCUCCAUCUGGUGGGUGAUUCUGUCUCUCACCUGGUUCCUGGCAGCAGGUAUGAAGUGGGGGAACGAGGCUAUCGCCAGUUACUCCCAGUACUUCCACCUGGCCGCCUGGCUCAUCCCCAGCCUCAAGUCCAUAACUGUUUUGGCGCUCAGCUCGGUGGACGGAGACUCUGUGGCUGGAAUCUGCUACGUGGGGAAUCAAAACCUGGAUAACCUGCGGGGGUUUGUGCUCGCCCCGCUGGUCAUCUACCUGUUCAUCGGAACCAUGUUCCUGCUCGCAGGGUUCGUCUCGCUGUUCCGCAUCCGGAGCGUUAUAAAGCAAGGCGGAACCAAGACUGACAAACUUGAGCGCCUCAUGAUCCGGAUCGGAGUUUUCACGGUUCUCUACACCGUCCCGGCCACGGUCAUAGUGGCCUGUUACUUUUAUGAGCAGCACAACAGGCAGACGUGGGAGAUUACGCACAACUGUACGUGCGUAACGGACCGCAGCAGGCAGAGACCGGACUAUGCCGUGUUCAUGCUGAAAUACUUCAUGUGCCUCCUGGUGGGGAUCACCUCGGGGGCCUGGAUCUGGUCCGGGAAGACAUUGGAGUCCUGGAGGACUUUUUGCACACGCUGCUGCUGGGGGAGCAAAGCGUCAGCUGGCUCCAUGUACAGUGAUGUGAGUACCGGACUGACCUGGAGAUCCGGGACUGCCAGCUCGGUCUCCUGCCCCAAACAAAUGCCUCUGUCCCGAGUCUGAACAGGUCAGGCGGGCUGUCGAGGGCGCACGGACGCGUUAAUGUCUCCUCUGUCUUUAGACUGUAAAAGCAGCUCUUUUAAAUAUUUUUUAUGAGAUAAAUUAUUGAAACUAAGGUACAAAGAAGACAGAUUGGCCCUUUUGUGUUUUGAAAAACUUCUUAAAUGAGUUGGAGCGCAAGCUUUUAUUGCCUUAUCCAAAUGACGUCCAUGUACGGGUUUAAGGAGGGGGGGGACCAAUUGUGUUAGGAUUGUCCGUCAGUGUGUUGUAAUUAGCACAAUAAUGGGCGCCUAAUGGUUUCUCUUUAAAUAAUGAGCCUGUCAGCAGCAGCAGAACAAUGCAGUACCUGCCCCGAAGAAUGCAGCCUUAUGUAGGAUUAAUUGAAUGCAUAUUGCCAGAGCCGGCCAGAGGCACAAGCAAAUUAAGCAGUUUAGGGCUUGGAGGGCAACAGAGCGCUUGACUUCUCCUACUGAAGAUGGGUUAAUAACUUCACAG